UUACGGCUGUUUAGUAAAAUGGCGGAGCAAAGGGAAGGAAGCUCUGUUCAACUACACCAGGAGGACGUCGAUAAAAAUAGUGGAGACCCUCAUGGAACACCACUCAUCACACAAGAGGAGAAAAUCAGACAGCUAGCUCAUGUUGUGGGGACCCUCAGUAGUUCUGUUAAAGUGGAAGCUGGUCUGGGCAAUGAGAAAACUGCAUCUGCCUCUUCCACAGAGAGACACAUAUCCAUUCAGACUAAGCUGGAGGACCUGGAGACGCUGGCUGACUUGAAUGGGCCUGGGAAAAAGGCCUGCCCCCUCUGCCCAGAAGAGAAGUUUAAAGCCUGCUACAGUCACAAGCUACGACGACAUCUACAGAACCUACACUGGAAGGUCUACGUGGAUUUUGAAGGGCAGAAGAUGUGUAUCUGUCAUCUUCCCUGUCGACAGCUGAAGGCCAGCCUCAGUGGAGACCAGUCUCCAGGUCGAUUGGUGGCUCAUUACCACUGUGUGGUGUGCUCCGUCACCAUUACUCGCAAGACGGACAUGAUUAGCCACCUGAAGCGCCAUAUAAACAAGGGCGAGACUGUGGCCAGCUACACUGGAGGAUCUCACGUCCCCUUUGAGGAUCCAGUUCAUAUUGGGCAGGCCUAUGAAAUAAUGAAGGAACUGGGUACCAAUGUGCAGCUCCUCCCCAACCACACCACUCCACAGAAGAGCGAUACCUAUUUCAAUCGCAAGAUGAAAACAAAUCGACAGUUGGUUUUCUGCUGCCUGGCUGUUCUGGCUGAAGAACGGAAUCCCCUGGAGUGUCUGGAUGCUUUUGGAGCCACAGGGAUCAUGGGCCUACAGUGGGCCAAACACCUGCGGAAUGCUGUCAAGGUGACCAUCAAUGACAUCAACGAGGCCUGCGUCAAAAUGAUCCGUGAGAACUGCCUCCUCAAUCGCAUCCGGGUUGAGGGCGGGCGGGUGCCCCGCAACACCGACGCGGAGGAGGACGUGGAAGGGGUGCCCAUUUCCACAGUGGAGGUCGUCAAGAUGGAUGCCAAUGUCAUCAUGCACCUACGACCAUUUGACUACAUACACCUGGACCCCUUCGGCACGUCGGUGAACUACCUGGACGCGGCUUUCAGGAACGUGCGGAAUCUGGGCAUCGUGUCGGUGACGUCCACGGACACGGGCUCGCUCUACUCCAAGGCCCUGAACGUCACCCUGCGGCACUACAGCUGUCAGAUCGUCAGGACCGAGUACUACAGAGAGCUGGCGGCUCGCAUGGUGGUGGCGACGAUAGCGAGGGCAGCAGCUCGCUGUAACAAAGGCAUUGAGGUACUGCUGGCUGUGGCAUUGGAGCACUUUGUUCUGGUGGUGGUGCGGGUACUGAGGGGCCCCACGCAGGCAGACGAGGCCGCCAAGAAGAUCCGCCAGCUCAUUCACUGCCAGUGGUGUGAGGAACGGGUCUUUCUGAAGGCAGGGAGCAUGGUGGAGGAGAGCCUGUACAGACAGCUGCCCUGCAACUGCCACGGAAGCAUGCCGGGAAAGACGGCCGUGGAGCUGGGUCCCCUCUGGGCGGGGCCUCUGUUCAACACCGGCUUCCUCAGGAGGAUGCUGUUCGCGGCGGUGCACCACAGCAUGGACGACAUUCAGCCCCUGGUGAAGCUGCUGAUCUGCGAGUCCGAGUGCACCACCCUCAAGCCCCUCUCCACCCACGGCCACGUUCUCCUCUCCAACCAAGUGGAAUGCGGCGUGGUCAUUAAGACUUCACAGAAAGCAGAGGAGGCUUCGUCGGCCGACCAAUCGGGGAAGAGGAAGAUGACUGAAGAGUCUGGGAACGUGGUGAAAAAGGCUAAACCUGAGGCGUCGCUGGAACACCCUCCCUUCUACUACAGCAUCCAUCGCCACAGCAUCCGCGGCAUGAACAUGCCCAAGUUGAACAAAUUCCUCCAGUACCUGUCAGAGGCCGGUUUCAGAGUGAGCCGGACCCACUUUGACCCGACGGGGGUGCGCACGGACGCCACCCUGGACCAGUUCAAGGCGGUCCUCACCAAGUACAGCGUGCCGACCUACACCACGUCCCAGACCGGGGGCCUCGGGCUGAGCGCUGAGGAGGGGGGCAGGAAGGUGGAGUGACUCACUGGAGCUAAAGACUGGCACCUGCCGUCACCACGUUCUGACUGCACUGACUUCUUAUCUUUACUGCUGACAACGGCGUUUGUGUUUUUACUUUUUAACGCGUAUGGCUUACUGCACAUGAACGUACAUUUAGAAAAUUACACUAUAUGCGUUUCAUUAUAAUGGCUAUGCCUCACUGCCCACACGCACAAACACACACACACACACACACGACUACUAGCAUCAUAGCAUAAUAACCCUUCUAAUAUGCACUGAUUUGGUGCAAUCCUGUCCAUUAUGGGUUGUUGGUGUGGUCACCUGCAGUACUCCAGCAGUAAGUGGAAAUGAGGAUAGGCUCAUUGCACUAAGGAGUCUCUCAGCAUUCUGCAAUAUUCACGCACAUUAAUACCCUUUACAAAUCAUUUAGCACAUUUGUAAAUGGUACUGAAUUUCAAUUGCAGUAGAACCUCAGUCAGUGUUUCAGACUAGCUGGUCAAAUGGGUAGGAAAUUUAAAGUAGCAUGUGAAAUUGUCUUAUCAGGAUCCAUACCAUAAUUGAUAUAAAAAGGCCAGCAUCAAACAGAAAAGAAUGUAAAAAUAUAAAAAUAUGAGAGAGGUGAAAAUUGCAAACGCAUACAAUUUUGGAAGGUCAAACAUUUGACAAAAAGAAGGGUCAGAACAAAACGUGGUCAAAGACAAAGUCAUUAGGAGAUACUACUGUACAUCAUUGGGAAACAAAUGAUGUCAGAAAAUGAGGAAAAAAUAAGGCUGCAGUAAUGUAGUUAUGCAUUAGUGUAAUUUCCAAAGUUCUGAAUAACUUCCAUUCCAAAUGUGUUUAUCUGAGGUUCUAUGCUAUGUGGUACAUACAUUGCAGAAGCAAAGUUGCACAGACUGCAUGGGUCUGCAGUUGGGGGGUUACUGACUAGCUUUGGCCCAGUCAUUGUUUUAUUUACUGUGAAGGCUUGCAAUACUAUAGCCAGAGCACAUUGCAAGACAAUAUUCUUAAAAUGUGAUUUAAAUUUUUGUUCUCUUGAACACUGCUUGGCAUAUUAUAUUUCUUUUAAGAAAAAAAUGUUGUGCGUACAGUAAAUCAUUUACUGUGUGGUUUUGUGAAUAAACUCCAUACGUGCAGUGUUU
This is a messenger RNA of Anguilla anguilla (European eel), 3230 nucleotides long. It is a transcript of the gene trmt1l, whose product is annotated as tRNA methyltransferase 1-like. Gene Ontology annotation, biological process: tRNA N2-guanine methylation. Bases 19 to 2112 code for a protein of 697 amino acids. Lineage: Eukaryota; Metazoa; Chordata; Actinopteri; Anguilliformes; Anguillidae. The record is from RefSeq and is a predicted model, not a curated record. Gene Ontology annotation, molecular function: RNA binding. Gene Ontology annotation, cellular component: nucleus. The transcript has 16 exons.